This is a messenger RNA of Misgurnus anguillicaudatus (oriental weatherfish), 1739 nucleotides long. NCBI's taxonomy places the organism in Eukaryota, Metazoa, Chordata, Actinopteri, Cypriniformes, Cobitidae. The record is from RefSeq and is a predicted model, not a curated record.
AUUUACUGUCUUCAUUUUAGAUAUGAUGGAAGUGAAAGAGGAGAGUCAAGCUGAAGUGGAUGAAAAACAUCAGAUUGUAAAAAUAAACCAUAAUGUUUCACAGAAAGAAACUCUGAAGACAGAAGACAUAAAGUGUGAAAAUAGUUUCAGAGAAGAUGAACGCCCUGCAGAUCACAAGAGGACUCACAGUGAGAAGAAACCUUUCACAUGUCAACAGUGUGGAAAGAGUUUCAGAAGAAAAGCUCACCUUAAAGCACACAUGAGGAUUCACACUGGAGAGAAACCUUUCACAUGUCAACACUGUGGAAAGAGUUUCACCUUUAAAGCGAACCUUAUCCGGCAUAUGAAAACUCACAGUGAGGAAAAACCUUUCAGAUGUCAACAGUGUGAAAAGAGUUUCACCUUUCAAUCAGGUCUUAUCAGGCACAUGAAAAUUCACAGUGAGAAGAAGCCUUUCAGAUGUCAACAGUGUGGAAAGAGUUUCAGAAGAAAAUGUCACCUUAAAGCACACAUGAGGAUUCACACCGGAGAGAAACCACACGUGUGCCAUCACUGUGGGAAGAGUUUUAAAACUGCAUGUGAAGUAAAGAUGCAUUCAAGAAUUCACACUGGAGAGGAACCUUACAUGUGUCAUCUGUGUGGAAAGAGUUUCAGAGUUGAAUGUAGCCUUAAGAUACAUGCAAGAAUUCACACUGGAGAGAAACCGUUCUCUUGCCAUGAGUGUGAUAAAGGUUUUAGAAGUAAAAGUAGCCUUAUAACACACAUGAAAAUUCACAAAGGAGAGAAACCUCACGCGUGUUUUCACUGUGGAAAGAGUUUUAUUGUGGAGUAUCAACUUAAGAGACACAUGAAAACUCACAGCGAAAAGAAACCUCAUGCAUGUCUUCAGUGUGAAAAGAGUUUCAUAGAUAAACGUGGACUUGAGAUUCACAUGAGAAGUCACACUGGAGAGAAACCUUACAUAUGCUCUCAUUGUGAAAAGGGUUUUACAAGUGAAGGCGCUCUUAAGAAACACAUGAAAGUUCACACUGGAGAGAAACCGUUCACUUGUCAACACUGUGGAAAGAGUUUUACAGUAAAACGUGAUCUUAAUGCACAUGUGAGAAUUCACACUGGAGAGAAACCAUACGUGUGUCAUCAGUGUGGAAAGAGUUUUGGGACAAAACCAAACCUUAAAGUACAUUUGAUCACUCACACUGAAGAGAAACCGUUCUCAUGCCAUGAGUGUAAAAAGAGUUUCAAAACAAAAGCUUAUCUUAAAAAACAUGCAAAAUGUCACCCUCAAUAGUGUCAACAGUGUGAAUAUGGCAACAAAGUUUAGAAGUCAGCUGAGGUCUUAUUAAAGGAGUGGUGAAUAAAACAGACUUGAUAAUUUGUUAUAUAAGAGGUCAUCAUACUUAAAUGAACAUCCUGCAAGUUUCAGAACUGAAAAUGUCCUCUUAAUUGAAAUAUAACCGUUUUUGUCACCAAGCCAAGUAAAUGGUCGGUUCAGGAAUGUGCUGAAAUGUGACGUCAAAUUAGAAUUUAAACACCUCCUCCACACUCAAAAUGUCAACGACCACUUUCAGCUUUGCGUGACACACGUUUGGACCAGGGGCAAAGCAAACGUAUGCACUCAACAAUGUGUAUGUCUCAACAAUCAGUAAACAUGUCUUUUAAAGAUUGCCAAAUGUAACCAGAUUGACUUAAAUACAUUUUUCCUGAGAGACUUUUAUUUUGACUCAGUGAUCUGUUAUGAA